AUGGCGCCCGCGCAGCGCCCGCUGCUGCCGCUGCUGCUACUGCUGCUACCUCUGCGCGCGCGCGCGGAGGACGCCGCCCGCGCCAACGCCGACCGGUACGCCGUGUACUGGAAUCGCAGCAACCCCAGGUUCCACAUGGGCUCAGCGGGCGAUGGCAGUGGCUACACGGUGGAGGUGAGCAUCAACGACUACCUGGACAUCUACUGCCCGCACUACGGGGCACCGCUGCCGCCAGCAGAGCACAUGGAGCACUACGUGCUGUACAUGGUGAACGGCGAGGGCCACGCAUCCUGCGACCAUCGGCAGCGCGGCUUCAAGCGUUGGGAAUGUAACAGGCCUGCGGCGCCUGGGGGGCCACUCAAGUUCUCCGAGAAGUUCCAGCUCUUCACGCCCUUCUCGCUGGGCUUCGAGUUCCGUCCUGGCCACGAGUACUACUACAUCUCUGCCACACCUCCCAAUGCCGUGGACCGGCCUUGCCUGCGGCUGAAGGUUUAUGUGCGGCCAACGAACGAGACCCUGUAUGAGGCCCCUGAGCCCAUCUUCACCAGUAAUAACUCCUGCAGUGGCCUCGGCAGCUGCCGCCUCUUCCUGAGUACUGUCCCAGUGCUCUGGACCCUCCUGGGCUCCUAGCCUCAUCCCUGAAGGAUGCUGGCCCCACCUGGAAGCCCUGCCUGGACCACAAACCUUGGCCCUGCGGACCCACAACGGCUGCCACAAAGACCAAAUAAACGCUGCUUCUUCCCGAUGGUGCUGCCCCACUGGAGGGGCCAUCCACCUGCCCCAGGAUGGGCAGCGAGGACCCCAAUGCCUGAGGGGGCCCUGGGUAUCCAUGCAGCCCUGAC
Castor canadensis (American beaver) is the source of this 842-nucleotide messenger RNA. It is a transcript of the gene Efna2, whose product is annotated as ephrin A2. Gene Ontology annotation, molecular function: ephrin receptor binding. The record is from RefSeq and is a predicted model, not a curated record. Lineage: Eukaryota; Metazoa; Chordata; Mammalia; Rodentia; Castoridae. Gene Ontology annotation, biological process: axon guidance; bone remodeling; ephrin receptor signaling pathway. Gene Ontology annotation, cellular component: plasma membrane.